UUACAGGUAGUGUUAAGAAACUAACAGGGAUAUGUGACUAUCAUAAUUGAAAUGGAACCUUCAAUUUUACAGAAUAAUGAAGAUGUAGGUAAACCACUGGAACUACCUGUUAGUGGUAAGGCUACCACUGGUCGAAUGUAUCUGGAGUUACUUCUGAAUAAAUCUAUGAAAGUCGAAAUAUCUGACGGAAGGACAUUGAUUGGUCAAUUUCUUUGCACUGAUGCUGAUGAAAAUAUAAUACUUGGAUCCUGUCAAGAGUUUAUUGGAAAUCCAAGUGACGAAAAUGCUGAAGAACCAAGACUGCUUGGACUAGCCAUGAUUCCGGGCCGUCAUGUCAAGACCAUGCACGUUGACAUGGACAAAAAGACGCAAGAAGAUAUAGAUUUUGUGACAAAAAAAGAGGAGAGGAGUGGAGAGUCACAAUAGCAGUUUUUAUAUAUUGAAGAAGAACACCUAGAAAUACUUGUAUUCCAGGAACUCAGUAAAUAUACAGGAAGAUUUAUACAUAAAGAUUUUAAGGAGAACAUGAUGAAAACAAAUUGAGAGGAGUUGCAACAAUAAAGACUUUUUUAUGCUGUUUAUUAGCUUGUUUUAAAAUAAAUUUGGGGUUUGUCACAUUUUUUUAUCACAUAACUUCGUUGGCUUUAAGUGACGAAAUUUUUGAGAUGACGAAAUGUGCGCCGACAAAAAAUUGAUUUCGACGAAUAUUUUGAGCAAACGAAUAAUUUGGGCUAAUUUAAAUUUUUUUGCAAACUCUAUUAUAUCGUGUUGCCACAAAAAAUGUGCAUCUAAGCCUAUUUUAAGAAAACAAAAAGUAAAAUCCGUCUCUGGGAAUGGGUAUACAGUGAAACCUCCUUAUAGCGGACAUCCUUUAUAGCGGACACCUCUCUACAACGGACACUUUUCUUGGGAACGGAUGAAACGACGGUCAAACUCUCAUAACAAACCCUCCAUGUAGCGGACACUCUAUAGCGGCCACCUCUAUAUAACGGACAUCAUUUCAAGGUCCCGAUUGACAUUUCCCCCUGGAACUGACUUCUCUACAGCGGACAGGUUUAAGAAUGGGUCAUACAAAACAAAAUUUUUGUCAAGAAUUUGUUUAUAUUUGCUUAAGACAAUGUUUUAUAUAUUUAAUAAUUCUUCAA
Molecule: messenger RNA, 1145 nt
Organism: Hydractinia symbiolongicarpus
Lineage: Eukaryota; Metazoa; Cnidaria; Hydrozoa; Anthoathecata; Hydractiniidae
Product: N-alpha-acetyltransferase 38, NatC auxiliary subunit-like
Exons: 3
Coding region: 52-426 (124 amino acids)
Cellular component (GO): NatC complex
Source: RefSeq, a predicted model, not a curated record